AUGUUUGAAAUCGUGUCUGAUUGCAAAAGGUGGAACUCAAAACCGUUCUUCUAUCCAAACUCCCCGCCACUGCCGCAAUCACGGACAGAACCAGCGCGCCCUUUUUUACAUGUCGGCAUCGAUCUAGCUGGACCAUUUCGCGUGCUCAGCAGCGAAAACAAGGAACAAAAGAAGUGGAUCCUGCUCGCAACAUGCAUGGUAACGAGAGCUGUUCACUUGGACAUUGUCAACAAUUUGAGCGCAAAGGAAUUUAUCAAUGGGUUACGACGAUUUGUUGCACGCAGAGGAAAACCAACGCUGAGAAUGGCCGACCAAGGGGCCGCGGACAACAACGGGGAGCCAGAAGACGUCCCAAUGGAGCCUGGGGAGGACGAUGAAAACCGCGAGCAACAGCGUCAAGGAAGCCGAACAACCUCACCAACCACCACCCCGCCAAGAGCCCCGCGUCAAUAG
Messenger RNA from Ostertagia ostertagi, 453 nucleotides. NCBI's taxonomy places the organism in Eukaryota, Metazoa, Nematoda, Chromadorea, Rhabditida, Trichostrongylidae. The record is from the annotation of a GenBank genome assembly.